Molecule: messenger RNA, 1404 nt
Organism: Penicillium crustosum
Lineage: Eukaryota; Fungi; Ascomycota; Eurotiomycetes; Eurotiales; Aspergillaceae
Exons: 2
Coding region: 138-1331 (397 amino acids)
Source: RefSeq, a predicted model, not a curated record
CGAUAGAGGCCUCAGGCACCAACCGGGGUCUGGAUUGCCAAGCACGGAUGAACUGCCACCGCCUUCCGAAUUUUUUUUGAGUCCCGAUAUGAUUGCAAAAAAAUUGGAGAUGUUCAUCGAGUCUACAACUUGCUAAAAUGGGCUCCUCUACUACUCAACUCACUUCGAAGGUGACCUCAGGUUCGCCUUACCAGCUUGAUAAGCCCCAGGCCAUCAAAGCUUCCACCGCGCUCCUGAAGCACAUCAAGUCUACCCAGCAGGAACAGGAGAAGACCGCCACCAAGAAGACUCUUAUUGGCGACGAUGAUUCCGAUGGCGAGGACAGCGCGACCAAGAACGAAGCCAUCUGGCUCGUUCUCACCACUAAGCAGCAUGUGGUCGACAAGAACCGCCUGAAGCCCGGCAAGAUCAGCAUUCCCCACUCUCUCAACACAUCUCCCUCGCUCAGUAUCUGUUUGAUCACUGCCGACCCUCAGCGUGGCGUUAAAGAUAUCAUUGCCGACCCAUCAUUCCCUCAGGGCCUUUCCUCCCGCAUCGAGAAGGUCAUUGGUUUCUCUAAACUUAAGGCCCGCUACCAGAGCUUCGAGAGCCGUCGCCAAUUGUUCGCCGAGCACGAUGUUUUCCUGGCUGAUGACCGUAUCGCCAUGCGCCUGGUACAGACCCUCGGAAAGAUCUUCUACAAGUCUAGCAAGCGCCCGAUCCCCAUCCGUAUCGCCGAGAUCGAGAAGGUGGAUGGCAAGCGCGUCAAGAAGGACACCAAGAAGAACAGCUCUUCCUCCAAGGAAGAGAAGAACGCUUCCUUCGCCUCUCCUCUUAUUGUCGCCAAGGAGAUCGAGCGUACCCUGAACUGCGCCUCGGUGCAGCUCGCACCAUCCACCACCGCUGCCGUCCGGGUCGGUUCGUCCAAGUUCACAGCCGAGCAGCUUUCUGAGAAUAUUGCCGCAGUUGUCAACGGUCUGACCGAUAAGUUCGUCGCAAAGGGCUGGAGAAACAUCAAGGCUCUUCACAUCAAGGGUGCCAACACCAUGGCCCUGCCUAUUUGGCUCGCUGAUGAGUUGUGGGUUGAGGAUGCGAACGUGCUGGAAGCUGCCCCUGAGACCGAAGCUAUCAAGGACUCCAAGAAGCGCAAGUCAAUUGGAGACGGCAAGCUGCUCGAGGAGAAGAAGACCAAGAAGACCAAGUCCGCAGAGGAUGAGGAGGAGGCUGCAUCCGUGGCCGCGCGGAAAGAGAAGCUCCAGCAGCUUAAGGCUCAGGCUCUCGAGGAUGGUGACACAAGCAAGCCCGUCGCGACAAAGACUGGUGGCAAGAAGAAGAGAAAGUCGACUUCAUGAUUGUUAUAGCUCUUAAUGUUUUCUGCAUGUAAAGGUAUUUCUGGCGUACAAAAUAUCACGUGUCUAUUGUUCC